AAGAAACACACACAAAAACACACACACAAAGAAAAAAAAAAUUAUACCAAUAAUAUAUAUGAUAUUAUUAAUAAAGACAAUUUUGAUGAAAACAAAAAUAUAUUUGAAUUUUUAAAUCCUAUAUUUAAUUAUGAUAAUGUACAGAAUUUUAUAAAUCAUUAUAUACAUAUAAUAAAGAAUUAUAAUGAUACUUAUUUAAAACAUUAUAUAUAUCAUUAUUAUUUAUUUAAUUAUGAUUUUACCUUUCAAAAUGUCUAUAAUUUUUCUAACAUUGAACAUAUUCACUACAUAAAAAAUGAUGCUAAUCCUCCUCCAUGUAGCAACAACAACAAUAAUAAUAAUAAUAUUAAAUAUAAUAAUAAUAUACAUUUAUUAUAUACCAGUAUUAUUAAUACGUAUGUAAAUUUCUGUGCGUGCCCUACCAAACUUAACCAAUAUAAUAGUAGUAAUAAUAAUCGUAUUUCCCAAUAUAAAUUUUUAUAUGAUAACUAUUGCAUGUACAAUAAUCAGAAUUAUGUUG
Plasmodium reichenowi is the source of this 520-nucleotide messenger RNA. RefSeq lists its product as hypothetical. The transcript has a single exon. NCBI's taxonomy places the organism in Eukaryota, Apicomplexa, Aconoidasida, Haemosporida, Plasmodiidae. The record is from RefSeq and is a predicted model, not a curated record. The annotation marks the transcript as partial.